AUGGCCGUGUCGUCUCUGCCGGCAGCAGCAGCGCUAACCGCAUUUCGGAAUCGGUCGCCAGGCGAGAGGGAGCUGUCACCGGAACUCAAGGCGAUUCUGGAAGUCACUGCCGUCACAGGCACCGUCUGGCAUGACUGGGAGAGCGUGAGGGAGCUAUUGGGAUUCACCAUCUCUCAGGUUCUGGAGGAGUAUGAAACAGAGCGUGUGGCAGGGGUGGGUCCGCCUCGCCCGCUGCCAUCAGGAGAGACGUUUGCGGAGCUGAGUGAACGCAUCCUCUCAUACCUUGAGGCAUUCACAGACGGGCCACCUUUCACCAUUCAGCGCAUCUGUUCCCCUGACAUUGCCCCGCACUCGCCUGAGUUUGCGGGGUUCUUUCGAGAAGUGGUGGUGGAGGAAGCAGUGAUGGAACUGGGUGGGGCCGAUGGGGGUGGUGGGUCGGGUGGUGGGGUGGGUGGUGGGGCGGGUGGUGGGACGGCGGAGGGCAGGGCUAGGAGCAGCGGGGGAGUGGCGGUGGGUAGUGGCUCUGCUGGUGGUAGUAGUGGUGUCAGCAGCGGUGGGAGUGGCGGUGGCGAGGGAAGCGGUGGGGGCGACGCGGGCAGCAGGGGGAGAGGAGCGAGUGGUGGUGAUGGUAGGGAGGCUAGGGUGGAAGUGGGGAGGAUAGAUGAGAGGAAGGAGGAGGAGGGGGAGAAGGAGGAGAGGGGUGGGUCUGGAAGCGGUGCUGGGGAGAAGGGCGAGGGGGGGAGUGAGAGAGUGAGGGAGGGAGGGGAGGAGGAGGAGGAGGAGGAGGAGGCGAGCAAGUGGCUGGUGGAUAACCCCCCGCCUGUUGCCUUUGGACCCGUGUCUCCCACAAGGGAGGAAAGCAGGGAGGGGAGGAGGGAGGAGGGAAGGGAGGAGGGAAGGGAGGAGGUGAGGGAGGAAGAGAAGGGGGAGGAGGAGAUGAAGGGGGAAGGAGGGGGUGAGAUGAAGGUGGAAAGAGGGGGUGAUAUUCGAGUGGAGUGUGAGGAGAAGGCAGUAGAGGGGGAGGAGGAUGGGGAUGGUGGGAGUGGGGAGGGAGAGGACUUGGCAGGACAAGAGCAGGGGAAGGAGGGAGGGGAGGCCGAUGCAUCAAGCGCGGCUCAACAACGGCGUAGAGUACUGUGCAUGCUCUCGAGUGACGGCACUUUCCCUCCAAGGCACAAACCGAAGUCGCUUGAGCUCCCUCGAGCCGUCGCACAUGGCUUCCAUCAUUCCUCCCAUGAUCUGGAUGAGGAGGAGAAGCAGAGGCUGAUUGCGGAGGAGAUUGUGAAGAUCGAGCAGCAGACGAAAGCGAGGGAGGAGCAGUUGAAGCGGGCCGCUCUUAAAGCCCAUUUGGAUCACGAGCUUCGGUUCGGCAAGAUAAUGUUCUCUCAGGCGAAAUACACCACGGCCAUCGCGCAUUUCGACAAAGUGCUCGGCCAAUCAGAGGACGACACAUAUCACCACGGCGAGGCCUCGCUCCAGAAAGCAGCGUGCCUCGAGAAGCUCGGCGCGCACGACGAAGCGCGUCGCCUCUACAAAUCCCUCUGCCAUUUCCGCGGCGCGGACCACCACAUCAAGAGACGCGCCGCGCAAGCCCUAUUCGAAGGCGAUUCGCAUAAUCCCGCGAAGCAGCGGCAGAAGGAGCAGACUCAGAACGACAGGCCGUCGUUAUUAGACGACUACAUGUACAAAAUGUUUCUCACGGGCUUCGGAAAUUACACGUUGAGUGGGCGGAAACAGGAGGAGUCGCGACAGGAGCGGAUGCUGAUGCAGGCGCUGCCAUGGAUGCUGGUUCUCAUGGCUCCUGCUAUGGUUGUAGGGCUUAUGCUGGCCAAAGGGGGAGAAUGA
Messenger RNA from Closterium sp. Yama58-4, 1845 nucleotides. The record is from the annotation of a GenBank genome assembly. NCBI's taxonomy places the organism in Eukaryota, Viridiplantae, Streptophyta, Zygnematophyceae, Desmidiales, Closteriaceae.